UCCCAUUAUUGCAAACUGCCACGACCAUGGUGCUGAACGCGUUAGUGUCGUUCAACUCGCCCCUGCAGCUGGUCUUGGACAACUACAGUCUCGUGAUGAUAGAGAUCGUGAGCUACUUCAUCUUCCUCAUGACAUGCGUCCAUGCAUCUGCGUCUCCGCGCCGGACGCAGCUCGUGCUUGGUGGGCUUGUCGCGUUCCACACGCUCUACUUUGGCCUCGGGCAGCUCGACCCGACCCUUGCCAUCAUGUGGCACGGCCAAGCCCUGAUCAUGCUCUUUUACAGCCACGUGCCAGUGUACGCGGUGCUCCUUUUCGCGUCGCUCUACUACCUAGCGUACAUCGCCACGCUCAAGCUACACUUGCAUUUGUCGUCGAGCAUCGCGGCCGUGGGGCUUCUCACCCUCGCCUUGGUCUUCCCCGCCGAACUCGUGGGCUCCAAGCUGCUGUGGUGGACGUGGCACGACACCGAUGAGACCCUCGACGACCGCUUCCUCAACGUCCCCCUCGCAGCUCUGGCCUCCCAUGCGUUCUCCGCGUCUUCGUUCUACCUUCUGCUCCACCUCCUUCGAGAGUCCGACUGCCGCUUUGUUUUUUCUCGCUCACAAAUACAUAUCCUCUGUAGAUAUCUCACAUUUGGCCUCGAGUUUCAGCCAGCGAACGCCACCAACGAAUACUUGGGCGUCGGUGGCGCCACGUUGCUGUCGUUCCCGCUGUCCACGCUGGCGUUUGGGCUGACUUUUCAACUGUUUCAUGGGCUAUUGGAUGUGUCCACCCAUACAGUCUUGGCAGCGUUGAUCGUCGUCGCCACGCUCUGGGUAUGGAGUUCUGAUCGCCGUGGAGGUGACGUGGAUAAGAAGGUGGUACCAUGGCAGUACGAUGGCGAGUGGCAUCACUUGUGGUUUGACCAUGCAUUGGUCCAGUGGGGAGUCGUAUAUCUGGCGCUCAUGCCGCUGCUGCUUGUCGUGGUAACUCCGUCGCAUAUGAUUUCUCUGGGGUACCACCAGCUGCUGGGGGACUGCAGCCAUGUGACAACGUACUCGACUCUGUUUGGGACGCCCCAAUCUCGGUUCACAUACCUCUGCCACUUGCAUUUUGACGAAGCGUACUCGUUCUGCGAGGUCCCUCGAUCUCAGCUACAUGUGGGCGACCCUUGGUACAAGAUCUGCGGGGUAGGGUAUCCCCACGGCGUGUUUCCCAACUAUUUGGUCGUGUGUGUGGUGGUAUCUGUGACACUGUUGCUGGUACUGCGCGAUAUUUUCACCUUGUCGCGGCCAGCGUGGAUCCACCGUCUGCCCAGAGCCGAAACCCAUACGCCAGUCAAAGUGGGAGAAGGCUCGUAGUUAGUACUCCACUUGUUGAGUACACUUCUUAAUAAUACUUUGUGGGGAAUCUAAU
This is a messenger RNA of Aphanomyces astaci, 1395 nucleotides long. RefSeq lists its product as hypothetical. NCBI's taxonomy places the organism in Eukaryota, Oomycota, Saprolegniomycetes, Saprolegniales, Verrucalvaceae. The coding region runs from base 27 to 1340 and encodes 437 amino acids. The record is from RefSeq and is a predicted model, not a curated record. The transcript has 6 exons.